Phaedon cochleariae (mustard beetle) is the source of this 3632-nucleotide messenger RNA. The record is from the annotation of a GenBank genome assembly. NCBI's taxonomy places the organism in Eukaryota, Metazoa, Arthropoda, Insecta, Coleoptera, Chrysomelidae.
AAGUAACCAGAACCACCGAGACUGGUUCUGACAGUCAUACCUCCACAUCCAAUAUAAUCGGACUGAAUAAGAACUGAAAAAAAAAAUGUUGACUUUACCGCGAGACAUCAGUGACGUUCUGGAAACCUCGCUGGGCACCAAAAUCACCGAUUACCACAUAAGCCUAGGCGAAUGUAACAGCAAAGGCUUGGGAUUUGUGAGCGAGCUCCUCUUCGUCGAUCUCAUCCACAAAUCAACGGGAGAACAACACCAUCUGGCCAUAAAGCAGGCUCUGCCCUCAGGCGGCGCCUACUCCAUGCGUAUGAUGCGCAACGCUUUCGCCAACGAGAUUCGUUUCUACCAGACUUGUUGGCCGACUUUGAAGAGAUUCCAAGGAAGCCAUCCCCGAGUGAAACCGUUCCGAUGCCUCGCCAAGUGCUACGGCGCAGCUAAGGAAGUCGAGAAGGAGAAGCUGGUGCUGGAGAACCUCAAGGCACGAGGUUUCACGAUGUAUGAGAGAUCUAAGGCUUUCGACCUGAGACACAUGGAGGUGCUGUUCAAGACCCUCGCGGAAUUCCACGCGAUAUCCUUUGCCUAUCGCCACAAAAAGUCUGAGGAUGCAUUCGAGGAGUUGACGAAACCUAUGGUUAAUAUCUGGUUGUUUAUCAUGGAGGCUUUGUUCUUCCCGGAGAUGAUCAAGGAGUGUUUGAAGGGUUUUUUGGAGAAAGUAAGGCCAGAAUUGAGAGAGAAGGUUGGGAGGAAGCUCGAGAGGUAUUUUGAUGGACUGGAGGCAGUGAUCAAUGAGUGCUCGGAAUAUACAGGGAGUUGUCCCGUGCUACUCCAUAGGGAUUGUUGGAGCAAUAAUAAUAUGUUUAAAUAUAACGAAUCCCAACAAAUCUCUGAAAUCAAGUUUCUCGACUUCCAAGUCGCGGGAAGAGGCAGUCCUGUACAAGAUUUAUCCUACUGCUUCUAUAGCGGGGCAUCCACAGAAGUACUGCAGAACUUCGAGAACCUGCUGCGCAUAUACCACGACACUUUAUCGACAGCGCUGGAAGCAUACGGCUGCGCAGUAGACGAAAUAUACCCCAUGCGCACCCUGAAAGACGAAUGGACCAAGUACUCCAAAUAUGGAUUGUUACAGAGCAUCCUGAUUCGAAAGGCUAAGUUGACAGAUUCCAAAGAUGCCCACGAUUUGAACAAGUUAUUGGACAACGAUUUGGCAGAAAUGAACAAGCCAGCAAAUAUCGACAUGGAAGAGUUCACGCGAAUAACGAGUGAAUUGAUAAUGCACGCCGCUGGAGGCAUACGGCUGCGCAGUAGACGAAGUAUACCCCAUGCGCACCCUGAAAGACGAAUGGACCAAGUACUCCAAGUAUGGAUUGUUACAGGGCAUCCUGAUUCGAAAGACUAAGUUGACAGACUCCAAAGAUGUCUUCGAUUUGAACAAGUUAUUGGACAACGAUUUGGCAGAAAUGAACAAGCCAGCAAAUAUCAACAUGGAAGAGUUCACGCGAAUAACGAGUGAAUUGAUAAUGCACGCGUACGAAAACGAUGCAUUGUGAAUUUGUUUAUAAGCUGCCCAACAGUUCUUGAAACCCUUUGAACUGAAAAAAUAUGAAAUAUUUCGGCAGAAAAUCGUUUUAUAAAUACUGUCUGUAGGUUAACCGAGGAGGUGGUACAUUCAUUUUUCCAAUUUUUUUUGGGAUUUCCUCUCCUCGUUUCUAUAAAAUGAAAAUAUGAAUAUUAUUUCAAUAUACGUGUAGUAUAUUGGAGUAUAUUGGAAUAAUAUUCAUAUUUUCAUUUUAUAGAAACGAGGGGAGACCGAAUCUGCUCUCGUUUUCAACAUAAAAAAUCGUAAAAAAUGGUUAUUUGAAUAGCAAAGUCGUAUCUGUCUUGAAACUUUUCAAUUCUCAUUGACAAUAAUUGGUGACGUUGGCAAUCAAAUGAGUUACAGGAUGUUUUCAUUAAUUCACGAAGGAACAUAAGUACAAUAUACAAAAGACACAUCGAUAAAUCGUACCUAGCUGAACAUAUCCUUACUGAAGACGGACAACAAAUGGUAGAUUGAAAUAAUAAUGAAAUCAUUUGAAAUGAAGAUAACAACCAGAAGAGAAAAAUCGAGGAAUUUGCUUGCAUUCUUCUGAACGGAGGCAAUAGCAUUGCUUCUUCUUCAGUUGAUAUCUGGACAGAACAUGGUAUUCCCUACUGAAAUCUGAACAUGAAAAUGGUAAAUUCAAGAUUUAUUAAUGGAAAAAAUCCUGUAACUCAUUUGAUCGCCAACGUCUGAAACUGAACUGAAAAGUUUCAAGACAGAUACGACUUUGCUAUUCAAAUAACCAUUUUUUAUGUUGAAAACGGGAGCAGAUUCAGUCCCGAAACGUCCAAAGAUAAGUGAAAAUUUGAUAUUUUUUCUAUGUACCUUUGUUUCUCUUCUUCGAACUGUUUUCAAUACAAAUUGUCAUUGACAAGCCAGUGAAUUUUUCGUUUAGGCUCUCUGAUAGGAAAAUUCUUUAAACGCAGUGACAUUCUGGGGCAAAUCAUCUGAUUUGUCCUUACUACACGUAUAUUGAAAUAAUAUUCAUAUUUUUAUUUUAUAGAAACGAGGGGAGAAAAUCCCAAAAAAUUUGGAAAAAUAAAAAAUCGUCUUCCUUAUAGAAUAUUUGGACCGGUGUUGUUUUUACACCCUGUAGGCCUACUUUUGGCAUUAGUGAUACUUUUUUAACUUUCAUCACAGUUGUUGCACGCUUUUGGAUUUUUUUCAUUUUAUUUUCUGUUGCUCACCCAAUAACAGAAAAAAACUUGCUUCUCACUUGUUGUACAGUAGGUAUAUUAUCUACUGAUGGUGUAUGAAUCAAGGAUGAAGUAAAAUAUUCAAAACAGUAUUCUCAGGCAAUAAUUUGAUUAGUAUUAUUACUGUUUUAUUGAAUUGUACUUACAAGUAAUGUAUUGAAUAAUGAUCGCGAAAUAAAUGGUCUCUUUUUUUUGGAAUUUCGGUAAUAAUAAUAAGAUCUGAAAUUUCUAUUUAUGAUUCAUAGAUGAAAAUUCUCAUUUUUCAAAAAGUUUUAGUUAUUCAGUGGAGAAUUAUAUAUUUUUUUAAAAUUGAAUUAUAGUUAUUGUUACUUUUCUAUUUCAAAGAGAAAAGGUAUGACUCACCAGAACUUCUCUUUGCAAUGUCUUUAGAAACAUACUCAGAGCUCAUUAUUAUUAUUGUUAAUUUCGUUUAAUACUGUUUUUGCAAUAAACUAUAAAUAAAUAUGUAUAUAUAAUAUAUAAAUAUAAAUAAAAUAUAAAAUAUACACAUGUUAACAUCACAACUAUUCUGAUUUUUUUCUGGUCAUUCUGUGUAUAACCUCACAAUAAGGCACCCAUGGUAGAUUAUUCGAUAUGUUGCUCCCUCCACCUCGAGUCAUAAGGAAUGCAAAUCACCAGAAGACGAAUUGUCUUCGGAGAGGCCCUAAUACGGAACCUUGUGGCACUCCAAAUUAUCUUUUUUCAAAAUGUUUGUAUAGGAGAGAAGAGGAACAGGGUACAUAAAAUAGUUAUGAUUUUAUUCUUGAUUUUUGUGAGCUCACUAUAAUCUUCAGUUCAUUUCAUCGUUCUGUAAAUCUUCUGUGUCAUGUUCUGUGCUUUCCAUUUCGGCAGUUUGGUGAUCC